Esox lucius (northern pike) is the source of this 3468-nucleotide messenger RNA. RefSeq names its product heat shock transcription factor 1 (gene hsf1). The transcript is spliced from 14 exons. Gene Ontology annotation, molecular function: sequence-specific DNA binding; DNA-binding transcription factor activity. Gene Ontology annotation, biological process: regulation of DNA-templated transcription. Bases 292 to 1887 code for a protein of 531 amino acids. The record is from RefSeq and is a predicted model, not a curated record. NCBI's taxonomy places the organism in Eukaryota, Metazoa, Chordata, Actinopteri, Esociformes, Esocidae.
UGUCACAAAAUGGCGACCACCAUGCGCCUGUGCAAUGGCCUUUCUCUACGCAGUUCGUAGCUAUGUCGAUCUGAUGGAAAUUUCCACUCGUAACAGUUUCUAGAUUAUAAGUAAUAUAUUAGUUUCUAGUUGGACUAUUUUUGCGUUUGAGUAACAUUGCCAAACGGAGUUAGAGCAAAGAUAGAGUUGUCAGGAGUACUGUGUGGUUUGUUUUGGAGUUAUCUUUCUUUACCCGUGUUGUUGUCUAUUUUGGGAGUUUAUCAACUUUUGAAGCGAUUCGUUUUCGUUGAUAUGGAGUUCCACGGCGGUGGGUCUGCUGGGAUCGUGGUCAGUGGGAAUAACGUUCCUGCAUUUCUCACGAAACUUUGGACUCUUGUAGAGGAUCCGGACACUGAUCCUCUGAUCUGCUGGAGCCCAAAUGGCAACAGCUUCCAUGUGUUUGAUCAGGGCCGAUUCUCCAAGGAGGUGCUUCCCAAGUAUUUUAAACACAAUAACAUGGCCAGCUUUGUGCGCCAGCUCAAUAUGUAUGGGUUCCGCAAAGUGGUCCACAUUGAGCAAGGAGGCCUGGUUAAGCCAGAGAAAGAUGACACAGAAUUCCAGCAUCCCUACUUCAUCCGGGGACAGGAGCAUCUGCUAGAGAAUAUCAAGCGGAAAGUUACCAAUGUGUCGAAUGUUAAACAUGAGGAGCUCAAGAUGAGCUCCGAUGAUGUCUCCAAAAUUCUGACAAACGUGCAGCACAUAAAGGGGAAGCAGGAGACCAUUGACUCCAAGAUCAUCGCCAUGAAGCACGAGAACGAAGCUCUGUGGAGAGAGGUGGCCAGCCUCCGGCAGAAACACGCCCAGCAACAGAAAGUUGUGAACAAGCUGAUCCAGUUCCUUGUCACCCUGGUUCAAUCCAACAGAGUCUUGGGCAUGAAAAGAAAAAUUCCCCUGAUGCUAGGCGACAGCAGCUCCGCCCACUCCAUGCCCAAAUAUAGCCGGCAGUACUCUCUGGAACACCUUCAGGCCUCGCUGCAGGCCUCGCCCGCUAUCUCUGCCUCCAGCACGCCAUUCCCCAACACUGCUGUCUACACAUCAGAGUCGUCUCUUAAGAACGGUCCCAUUAUCUCUGACGUCACCGACUUGGCACAGACCAGCCCUGUGGAUGUCACCAAUGAGUGGAUAGAGGAAAGGACGAGUCCCUUGGUCCACAUAAAGGAGGAACCGUCCAGUCCUGAGUUGGAUGAAGUGUGCGCGGCCGAGGUCGUGGUAGGGGGGGCGGGGGACCAGGUGGACACGCCCCUGUCCCCCACCACCUUCAUUAACUCCAUCCUGCAGGAGAACAACGAGCCUGCCGCGUCCCCCGCCCCACCCACAAACCCUGCAGACCGGAAGUGUCUCAGCAUCGCCUGCCUAGACAAUUCUCCACAGAUGUCUGAGGUCUCUCGCCUCUUCCCCAGCCCCUCUUCCUCAUCUCUACAGCUCAGACCUCACCCAGGGAAUGAACUGAGUGACCAUUUGGAAAGCAUCGACAAUGGCCUGGAAAACCUCCAGACAAUCCUAAAUGCGCAGUCCAUAAACUUCGAAUCCUCCCCGCUUUUUGAAUUCUUCUCUUCUUCCACGCCUGGUUCUGAUUUUGACCUGGAGAGUCUUGACAGUAUCCAGGAUUUGCUUUCAUCAGAUCCACCCAAAGGGGCAGAGAAAAAUGAAAGCUACACAGCCGGGAAGCAGCUGGUGCAGUACACCUCUCAGCCAAUGCUACUGACCGACCCAUUUAACAAUGAGAACACUCUUUUGGAGUUGGAGGGGGACUCAUAUUUCAGCCAGGACCCUGAAGAGGACCCUAACAUCUCGCUCCUCGCCACUGACUACCAGGCAGCAACACCAGACGAGCCCAAACAGUCCUAAAGAUAUUUUUAUAAAGGGAUCUACCGUUGUUUUUUUGUUUUGUUAUUAUGUCCAUGUGCGGAGGAUGAUAAACCUGGUGAAUAGUCAAAUGAUGGUAUUCACUUACUCUUUAUUGGCUAUUGAGCUUCAUCUGUUUCAAUGCUUGAACUACCUAGUGAAAUAAUAACUUAGCUUCAGGUUAAUCUAAUCAAAUGUUCGACUUUUGCUGUUGGCAUGGUUUGUGCAUCUCCUGAAAUGGUUUAAUUAUUUUUACUGGUGGACAUAAAUUAAUCAGAUGAUUUUCCUUAAAUGCUGAAUCAUAUAUCAUUACUAGGUUACGUUUUAACGCGUUGUUCACCCAGCACCUUUUUAGUUUUUAACGUUGUAUGUACACAGAUUUAUUUUUGUUGUUUCGAGGGGGUCUGUAAAUGGCACGGCAUACAUGGCUGGUUGGUGUGCAGUACUUCCCUGGAGCCUUUCACAUCUGCCCUGUUCUAGAUUCUAGUUCCACAAGAUGUGGCUUGACUGUUUAUGGAGAAAACGGAAAAAAAACAUUUUAAUACUUUUUUUGGGGAGGGAUAAUUGCGCUUUCGCCUGUUGAUGUAAGUGUAGUACCUUCAAAGUACUUCAUCAUAAUUUUUGAGUGUUUGAAUCUCUACGCUGCCCCCAAAAUCUUGUUUUAUUCACUUUAGAUCCAGAAAGUGUUUUCUUUUACAUUUUCUCUCCUGUGUAAAGCAUAAUACAAUGCUGUUGGUAUUUCAUCACCUGAUAGUUAUUGAAGUUUUAAUUUGUAUAUAGAUUUAUGUACCAUUUUAUUACUUGCCAUCCAAAACGCCAACUCAAAAAUCAUAUUUAUUUUUGAAGUAAUCUAAUGAAUUGUGUUUUGAGUGGCAAUUAAUUAAACAAUUUUGAAAACCAGAUAACCCACUGUCAAUAAAAUAUUUAAUGGCAGAAUGUUUUCCAGUGGGUAACCCAUCCGCCUUCGUUCACUGUAAGCGUUCACGUCUUGAAAUCAAAUCACACUGGCUUCAGACCGAUCCUUUGUACGAAUGUGUGAAAGCGUUCUGACACCUUUUAACAUUCUUUUUGCAUAUGAUGACUUUUUAAAUAUUAGCCAUGUUUUUUUUCCUUCUAUGCCAGUCCAAACAUCCUGUUAUGUGGAUUGCUUUUUUGGGAAGGAGUUUAUAGUGCAGUUGCUAAUAUCCUCGCUCAGUUUAUUAUAAGUUGUAUGCUCCUCGUUUCUGAUCUGGCUGUCACUCGAGCAUUCUUAUUUCCUAGUCAAAAGCUUUUUGGGAAAAAAGUGUACCAUUGAAUCUUGGUUAAUGUGUGAGGAAUUGUGACAUUGUAUGCAUACUGCCCCCCAGAGGGUGUUUUGAGUUUGUUCAAACUGUUAAUCCUUUUUUUAAAGUAACUCAUUGAGGAGAUGGGAGAUGUAUUGGAGUGUAUUGAUGUGCUGAAUAGUACAUUGUUUAGUACUUUUACCAAUUUCAACAUUACAUAAUGUCACAGCCUGAGAAACGCUAAUUACGCAUGAGAACAAUAUUUUGUGUAUCUUAUGUUUAAAAUAAAGGUUGUUUUGAAAUAAAUGUAUUAUUCACAGUA